Lolium rigidum is the source of this 414-nucleotide messenger RNA. RefSeq lists its product as uncharacterized. Lineage: Eukaryota; Viridiplantae; Streptophyta; Magnoliopsida; Poales; Poaceae. The record is from RefSeq and is a predicted model, not a curated record. Bases 1 to 414 code for a protein of 137 amino acids. The transcript is spliced from 2 exons.
AUGGUGAGGGCGAGGAGGCCGCAGGUGCCGGCAUUCGGAGAGUGGAACUACUGCUACCACCACUACGGCGAGCCGCCCGCCGCCGAGUCCUACUACGCCCCGGAACCGGAGCCGGAGGCCUGCAGCGACGUGUGGUUCAGGUACUCGCCGCCGCGCAAACCGACACCCAAGAAGACGAGAAGGCCGGAGGGGGAGAAGGGAAGCGUCCGGCGCACGAGGGCGCCGGAGGCUGACGGCUUGGAGCGCGCCACCGCGAUCAAGGCCAGAGUCGCCUCCGCCUCCCGGGUGGUGCGGCCGGUCGACGAGGACCUGUACCAGGUGCCUCCGCCGGAGUUCAUCAGCUCCCACCGGCCGAGACGCAAGAGGAGGAGCCUGUUGAUGGGAUGCUUGGGCCUCAACUCCUGCGUCGCCUGA